This is a messenger RNA of Nothoprocta perdicaria, 9002 nucleotides long. RefSeq names its product centrosomal protein 290 (gene CEP290). NCBI's taxonomy places the organism in Eukaryota, Metazoa, Chordata, Aves, Tinamiformes, Tinamidae. The transcript has 56 exons. The coding region runs from base 112 to 8406 and encodes 2764 amino acids. Gene Ontology annotation, biological process: camera-type eye development; kidney development. The record is from RefSeq and is a predicted model, not a curated record.
AGAGCCGCGUUUGCGGAGCACAAGUAGUUUAAUGUACGGUGUUGACCUCCAGGACUACGAGAAGACAUUGGGACCCACAGCAAUUGUCAGGAAAAAUAUUAUAAAUUCAACAUGGCACCUCUUUUAGAUUGGAAGAAGCUGAUGAAAGUUGAUCCAGAUGCUCUUCCUCAUCAAGAGGAGCUAGCAGAUAGAUUGCUGGAGACUGUGUCCAAGGUUGACGGAAAAGACUUAAAAAAUGAAGCUGCUGAACAAUUGGUACAUCUUUUCAAAAUUGCUCAGUCACUAAUGAAGAUGAAAGCUCAAGAGGUCGAGCUGGCAUUAGAAGAAGUUGAAAAAGCUGGAGAAGAGCAAGCCAAAUGUGAAAAUCAAUUUAAAACAAAGGUGAUGAAACUUGAAAAUGAAUUAGAGAUGGCACUAAGAUCUGCUGGUGGUCGUGAUACUCGUUUUUUGCGUGAUGAGAUCCAUCAACUGGAAAAACAAUUGGGACAAAAAGAGAGAGAGUUAACAGAUAUGGAAAAAGAAUUGGAAAAAGAGAAGAAAGUUAAUGAACAGCUUGCUCUUCGAACUGAAGAUGCAGAAAAUGAAAACAUCAAAUUAAGGAGAGAGAAUGAACAGUUGCGUCAGGAUGUAAUUGACUAUCAGAGGCAAAUAGAUUCUCAAAAGGAAACAAUUUUGUCAAGACGAGAUGAUUCUGAUUACAGAUCACAGUUGUCCAAAAAGAACUUCGAGCUUGUCCAAUAUUUGGAUGAGAUUCAGAACUUAACUGAAACUAAUGAGAAGCUAGAUGUUCAAAACCAGGAAAUGAGAAAGAAUCUUGAGGAAUCAGUACAAGAAAUGGAGAAGAUGACUGAUGAAUAUAACAAAAUGAAACUGAUUGUGCAACAAUCUGAUAUUCUUAUGGAUCAGUUAAGAAAGGAGAAAGAACAAUAUAAAUUUCAAGUUCAAGAACUUUCAGACCAGCUGAAGGCAAAGAAUGAAGAAGAUGAUCCGCUCAUGGCAGCAGUAAAUGCAAAAGUUGAAGAAUGGAAGAAAAUAUUGACUUCAAAAGAUGAUGAACUCUUCGAGUAUCAGCAAAUGUUGUUUAACUUAAAAGAAAAAGUGAAAAUGGCCGAACUAGAUGUCGACAGAAACAAUGUUAUGGCCCUUCAGCAGGGUAUGAAAGAGCGAGAUGCUCAGAUAAGAUUGCUUACUGAGCAAAUUGAGCAAUACACCAAAGAAAUGGAAAAAAAUGCAUUGAUUAUUGAGGAAUUGAAAAAUGAACUACAGAAAGAUAAAGGUCCCUCAUCUCUUGCUCAGCAGAACCGUAUUGGAGAAAUGCAAGAAAAGUUAAAACUUCUAGAAGAGAGAGCUAAGGAGGCUGAGAAAUCAGCAGAAUUAGCAGAAGCAGAUGCCAGAGAAAAAGACAAAGAACUCAUUGAAGCUCUGAAACGAAUGAGAGACUAUGAAAUGGGAAUAUAUGGUUUGGAAGAAGCUGUUGCUGAAAUAAAAGAUUUGAAAAAGCAAACCAAAAUAAGAGAUCAUGAGAUUGAGAUACUAAUUAAGGAAGUCAAUAAGCUUGAACUUAAAGUAAAUGAUUUUCUUGAUGAAAAUGAAGAACUGAGAGAACGUUUAGGUCUUGAGCCCAAGACAAUGAUUGAUUUAAAUGAAUUGAGAAACAGCAAAACUCUAAAACAGCAACAGUUUAGAGCUGAAAACCAAAUUCUUUUGAAAGAGAUUGAAAGACUGGAAGAGGAGCGAAUUGAACUGAAAAAACAGAUUCGUAGUUUGGCCCAAGAGAAAGGAAAAAUAGCUGCAACAUCAGGCUUGGAUGCUGGAGAUACACAGAUUAAUGACACCUGUGCUGAGGAAAGGUGGACAAAUAAAAGGAAGAUGGAUUUCUUAAACACAGAUAAUCUUGCUGAAAUAAAAGCAAAGGCUAGCAGGUCAUAUGACAUGGAAAGGAAAAACACAUUUACAGAUAGAGGAGCAACAGUUAGCCUUUUGAAGUCAGAGAAGGAUGUAUCAGAAAACAGUAAGGCUUUGGGACAUCUAUCUGUAAGAAUUUCUGGAACACUUCAGAAUUCUGAUGAUUUGGAAGAAAUUAGGAAUACAUCUUUAUUUCGUUUAGGUUCAGAAAGUGUGACAGAGUUGCAACCAGUAAAUGACAACAGUGAUUCUGAAGCUCUUAGUAUAAGAGAGAUUUUUAUAUCACCAGAACUACAAUUCAUUCAGGCACCAGGAAUAAAAGAUUCUACGUUCAAUAGAGAGACAUCAAAAAAUGUAAAAUCCGAGUAUACAGGUACAUUUUCUGCUUCUCAGAGAGCAGGGCAGACCUCAGAGACAAAAAAUCAAAAAUAUGGAAACACAGCAUCUUUUCAGAAUUGGAUAUCCAUAACUUCUAACUCGGACCAAACAAGUCCAGGAGAUGUUUUUGUAGGGAUAUCUCUUAACCAAAAGUCCGGCCUUUUUUGUGAAUCAGUUCUUGCAAAGCCAGAAAUACAAUAUAAAUCACAAAUAAUGAUGUGGAAGGAUUGUUCUCAAGUAAAGCUUUCUGAUUUCCAAAUUGACUUUCAAGAAGACAGAGGAGGAGAGAAAUGGCUAACAGAAUUAUUGCAUGUAAAGACUAUGGAAAAUGGACUUGAAACUGCACAGUCAGAACACUUGGGUCAGGUAGAUCCUGUUGAGAACCUCAUAGAGCAAUUGAAGAGAGAAUUAGCCUUUCUUAGAUCACAGAAUGAGCAGAUAUCCAAAGAUUUGUUGGCCAAGAAUAUACUGAAUAGAUACACAGAAUUAAAGCUUGAAAGAUGCAGAACCCAAGCAGUGCAGAAUGAGUAUCUUACAAGUGAGUUAAGUGAGAGAGAGAGAGAUUUGGAAAAAAACAGAACCAUGAUUGUCAAAUUUCAAUCUAAAUUAAAAGAAUUAUCAGAAGAGAAUAAACAGCUUGAACAAGGAAUGAAGGAAAUAUUACAAGCUCUCAAGGAAAUACAGAAGGAUCCCAGUAUGAAGGGAGGAGAAACAGCCUUAAUUAUCCCAAGUUUGGAUCGUUUGGUUAAUGUAAUUGAGUCAAAGAAUGCAGAAGGAGUCUUUGAUGUUAGCGUGCACUUGAAAGCUCAGGUUGACCAGCUUACAGGACGAAAUGAAGAAUUAAGGCAGGAACUGAAACAGACACGGAAGGAGGCAACAGAUUUCUCCAAUCAGUUAGCAAAUGCAAAUGAAAAGAUUACACAACUUAAAAAUGAAAUUUGUUUAUUACAUCAAUCAGAAGGUGCCAACGUUGUCUUCAAAACAGUUAAUCUUCCAGAAGGAAUGGCUUCUUCAAGUGUUAGUAUCAUUAAUUCUCUGAAUGAAUAUUUAAUACAUCUCCUACAGGAAUUAGAAAGUAAAGAAGUGUUACUUAAACAAUUUGAAGAAACAGUAGAGGACUAUAAACGAAAAUUUGCAGUAAUUCGUCAUCAGCAAGGCUUGCUGUAUAAAGAAUAUCACAGUGAAAAGGAAAACUGGCAUAAAGCAUCUGAAGAAAUGAAAGCGGAAAAGAAAAAGUUAGAAGAACAAAAAGAACAGGAUGCUACAAAAAUAAAGGAGUAUUCUAAUUUGCUCAAUGCUCUUCAGAUGGAUCCCAAUGAAACAAAAAAAUUACUUGCAGAAAAUUAUAGAAAAAUAACUGUCUUACGAGUUAAUGAAAGGUCAUUAACAAGGCAAUGUACCACUUUACUUGAAAUGGAACAACAUCUUAGAAAAGAAAAUGAGAAACUAAAAGGUGAAAUAACAGAUAUAGAGAGCACAAUUGCAGGGAAAAUUGGACACUUGCAACGGUUCAAGGAAAUGGCUAGCUUUAAGAUUGCAGCUCUGCAAAAAGUAUUAGAUGGUUGUGUGCCGCUCUCUGAGCUCGAAGUGGCUAAUAAGCAGUAUAACGCGCUAACGGCAAAGUACAGAGAUAUGUUACAAAAGGAUAACUUGCUCGUCCAGCGGACAUCAAAUAUGGAACACAUGCAGAGGGAGAAUGAAUCCUUGAAGGCACAGAUAGAUUCAUUGAAUAACGAGCUGGAGAUUACAAAAGAAAAACUUCACACUGCAGAGCAGGCUUGGGAACAAAUGACUAAACUGGGGGAUGACAGUGCAGCAGACAAGGCCACAAAAGCAAUAACCAACAGUGAGAUUUUGUCCAUUUCUAAGAAAAUCACAAUGUUGGAAAUGAAGGAAUUAAAUGAAAGACAAAGAGCAGAACAUUCCCAGCGAAUGUAUGAGCAUUUAAGGAAUACUUUAAAGCAAGUAGAAGAACGUAAUUUUGAAUUGGAAACAAAAUUUGCUGAGCUUACUAAAAUCAACCUUGAAGCACAAAAAGUGGAACAAGAAUUAAGAGAUGAACUGUCAAACAGUGUAAAUAAGGCAGUAAGUGAUGCAGAUAGGCGACAAAUCAUGGAUUUAGAGAAGAGUGAGAUGGAACUAAAGAUUGAAGUAUCAAAGUUAAGAGAACUAUCUGAUGUUGCAAAAAUGCAAGUCGGAGCUCUGGAGGCACGACAACAAUGCCGAGAGAAAGAAGUGGAAUCUCUUAGAAUGCAAGUUUUGGAUUAUCAGGCACAGUCGGAUGAAAAAGCAAUUAUUGCCAAACUACAUCAACAUAUCAUUGCGCUUGAAGUUAGUGAAUCCAAUGCUUUAGACAAGUUGGAAACACUUGCACUGAAACUACAGAAAAUGGAGGUCCGUAAUCUGCGUUUAGAGCAGAAGCUUGAUGACAGAGAGCAAGCCUUGUAUUUUGCCCGACUGGAAGGAAGAAAUAGAGCCAAACAUCUACGUCAGACAAUUCAGUCAUUGCGGCGACAGUUUAGCGGUGCUCUGCCUUUAGCACAACAAGAAAAAUUCUCAAGAACCAUGAUUCAGCUGCAGAAUGACAAACUGAAAAUCCUGGAAGAAGUUCAGCAUGCCCAGCAAGAGCGUCGAAAUGCAGAAAACAGAGCACUGGAAAUGGAGUUAAAGCUAAAAGGUCUAGAAGAAUUAAUAAGUGCAUUGAAGGAUACAAGAGGAGCUCAAAAGGUAAUUGAAUGGCAUAUGAAGAUGGAGGAACUCCGUUUGCAGGAACUUAAACUGAAUCGAGAGUUAGUCAAGCAAAAGGAAGAGAUGAAAUAUUUGAAUAAUAUCAUUUCUGAGUAUGAAUGUACAAUCAGUAAUCUGGAAGAAGAAAUUGUACAGCAGAAUAAGUUUCAUGAAGAAAGGCAAAUAUCUUGGGACCAGAGGGAAGUAGAACUGCAGCGCCAGUUAGACAUAUAUGAUCAUCAACAAAAUGAAAUACUUACUACUGUUCUAAAGUUUGAAGAAGCCAUGGAAUCAGUUCCAGACUCUAGUUUGCCCCUUCCACAGCAGCUUGAACUGGCUCUGAGAAAAAAUCAGGAGCACAUUCGAACAAUCUUGGAAAUUAGGUCAAGAUGCAAAUCUCUAGAGGAGAAAUUAGAAGAAAAAGAAACUGCUCUGUGGAAAGCUGAACAAAAUGUUCUAUCAAGAGACAAGGUUAUAAAUGAACUAAGACUCCAAUUACCUGCAACAUCAGAAAGAGACAAUAUAAUAGCUGAGUUGGGCAGCAAAGAAGAUGAUCUAGAGUACCAUCAUGCCAUAAAAAUUGCUCAUCAAACCAUUGCAAAUAUGCAAGCAAGAUUAAAUCAGAAGGAAGAAGUGUUAAAGAAAUAUCAACAUUUGCUUGCUAAAGCAAGAGAGGAACAAGAGGAAGCAGUCAAGAAGCAUGAAGAAGACCUGAGAGUCCUACACCAGAAGUUAGAUUUGCAUACAGAUAAUUCCCUUAAUAAAUUCAAGCUAACUGCUUUGGAGUUAAUGAAAAAGCCUUCUUUGACACUUCCUAGUGACAAACAUUUCCUCCGUUUGGCUGAAAUGGAGAAAACUGUAGCAGCACAGGACAACUCUCUUGCUUCGCUUGUUAUCAAGUUAAAGAAAACAUCAUCUGACUUGGAGAAACAGAAACAAAUUACUUCAAUGAAAGUGAAAGAGUUUGAGAGUAUCAGGGCCCAACUUCAGGAAGAGCAUGCAGUUGAUGUGGAGCACCUGAAGGAUGAAGCAAAUAAAUUGAGGAACAUGUUGUCUCAAGUGGAAAAGGAAUUAGUGAAUGUAAAAGCUGAACUACAGUCCCAAAAAGAAGCAAAUAAUAGAGCACCCACCACAACAAUGAAGAACCUGGUGGAACGGCUAAAGAGCCAAUUAGCCUUAAAAGAGAAGCAGCAAAAAGCUUUGAGUAAAGCACUUCUGGAACUCCGAGCAGAAAUGACUGCUAAUGCUGAGCAUCACAUUAUUUCUGCAGCAUCGCAGAAAGAGGCAUACAUGAAUGUCCAGGAGAUUAUUGAUAGACAAACAAAGGGGCUCACAACACAGAUAGAGGAAUUGAAUGAUCAGGUUACAAAAUUUAGAGAUAACCUUAAAAUAAGUAAAAACAAGGAGAGCUCUUUGUUAAAUGAAGUGGAUGAAUUGAACCAAGAACUUCAGAGGAAACAAAAAGCAUUUACAAAAGUGAUGAGAGAAAAAAAUGAAAUGGAAAAAGAAAAUGAAGAACUACAAAAAAGGAUUAGGAGACUGACCAGUAGUAUUCAGAACAAAACUGAUGAACAAAAUCUGAUAGAUGAACUUCAGAAAAAAGUUAAAAAAUUGGAAAAUGAACUUGAGAAGAAAUGUGAAGAAACUGAAAAGAAAAGUGUAAGAGAAGAUAAGACCUCCAAGGAAGAAAUAAUUAGAUGGGAAGAAGGUAAAAAAUGGCAAAUCAGAUUGGAAGGGAUGAGGAACAAGCUAAAAGAGAAGGAAAAAGAAAUGGAUGCUUUAACAAAACAGUUCAAUACACUGAAGGAACUUCAUACCAAGGCUGAAAAAGACAAAAUUAUUCUACAGAAGAAAUUGAAAACUACUGGUGUUACUGUUGACCGUGUUGUUGGAGCAAGAGCCUCAGAGACUGAAAAAGAACUGGAAGAACUAAGGAAACAGAAUCUUGAUUUAGAAAAUGAAAUUGCUCAUAUGAGAACACAGCAAGCUAUUCCACGAGAUUCUGUUGUAGAAGAGUUACAUUUUAAAAACCAAUACCUUCAGCAAAAGCUUCAUGCAUUGCAACAGCAAAGCUCAGGAGAGACAUAUUCUAGACACUCGACAUCAGGAAUAGGAUCAAAUCAAUAUCGAAGACAGCAAGAAGUUCUAAAGGAAAAUUUGAGACUGUCUUCUGAAAAUGUUGAGCUGAGAUUCCAGCUGGAGCAGGCCAAUAAAGAUUUGCCGAGACUAAAGGACCAAGUGAGUGACUUGAAAGAAAUGUGUGAACUUCUCAAAAAAGAGAAGGCAGAAGUUGAGCGUAAGCUGGGCAAUGUUAGAGGGGCUGGUAGAAGUGGAAAAACAGUCCCUGAACUGGAAAAAACAAUUGGUUUGAUGAAAAAAGUUGUAGAAAGACUCCAAAGAGAAAAUGAAGAUCUGAAAAAAGCUCCAGGUGCUGUUUCCAAUGAGAAGUUACGAAGUCUUGAAAGGGAAAAUGAGAGGCUAAAGUCUGAAGUGGAAAAAAUGAAACUUUAUCUGGAGGGCCACCUAAGUACACGUAAUGAAUCUAAAGCCAAAGGCAUGGAAAAAGCUAUUACUGAAAAUGAGAGACUACGUAAAGAACUGAAAAAGGAAAUUGAUGCUGGAGAAAAGCUACGAAUAGCAAAGAAUAACUUGGAGGUAUUAAAUAAGAAGUUAACUAUGCAGCUGGAGGAAAAUAUUAAGAGGCUAAAUUUGCAGGAGAGCAGAGACCCUCAGGUUGAUGGAGCUGACAACAAAAAAUGGAAAUCACUUGUUGCAACAAGGAUGUAUGAAACUAAGGUGAAGGAACUGGAAACUGCUAUUGCUAAAAAAGACCAAAGCAUUACUAACCUUAAACAGUUGCUUCAAGAGGCAACAGAACGGGAACACAAUGCUGAUAAAUACUUACAAGACUUGAAAGAACAAAUUGAGAUUCUCAAACACUUCCCUGAAGGGGCUGCGACAGAGGAAGGCCUCAUCCAGGAACUUCAACUUUUAAGAUUAACUAAUAAUCAGUUGGAGAAUGAGAAAGCAGAGCUAGCUCACCAGGUGGAAAUUCACAAGCUACGAGUAGACACAAAUACGACUGAAGGCCCUGCAGCUGGGCAUAAUGGAAUCCUAGAUAAGAAUAAAAAUGAUAAGUUAAUGACAGAAGUAGCUGAUCUUCAGACAAAACUGCAUGCCUCAGAUCUGGAAAAAGAGCAGUUAAAGGAAGAAAUAAAAAGACUAAGAAAAGAACUGGACAACUUUGAUCCUUCCUUUUUUGAAGAAAUUGAGGACCUGAAAUAUAACUACAGUGAAGAAGUGAAAAAAAAUAUUAUCUUAGAAGAAAGACUAAAACAGCUUUCUGAGGGUCUUGGUAUUCAUGUGGAUAUUCCAGCCAAUACUUCUGCUGACUAGGCUAUGUUUAAUAAACUCUGUAUCACUACAGAAAAUAAAUUCUGAGUAAUCACAUAAUACUGUUCAUUAUUUAUCUGUUUUUAUCCUGGUAUGCUAAAAGUCCCUCAAAGGUGCAACAGGUGCACAUUCCUAAGGGUGCAAAAUCUAAUUAAGAUAAUAAAUGAAUUGGAGGCAAUAUUUAUCUCUUGUAGUCAAAACAGAAAACUAGUCUUACCCCCUGCACCUUGUGUGAAUGUAGAACAGUAAUUUUGGGCAGAUGCUGUUAUUCAGGAAUGCAGGAAUUCCUUUUAACCUAAAAGAUCAAAUGCACUCAACAAGCUAAGGGUGGUAAACACCACAUCAAUAAUAUGUAAUUUGUUCUUGCUGUCUCCUGCUAGCAUGUAUUUCACAUAAAGACUCAGGGUCACUGUGCAGGUUGUCUCCAGUCAAAGAAGAACGUUGAUUAUUUUCUACCUCUAUUUUGGAAAAAUCCAAGAAUGAAGAUGUAAAAAUAAAUGUGUAAUGUUUCAGCCAAGGUAACUAUUUCUGUAGAUAAAUGUACAGUUGCUUCCAAUUUUUUUUUAGGUUUUUAUAUACUUUGUAUAGCUGGAUGUAUA